AUGAGAGUACUCUUUCGUGCCCAAGAUUUAUGGGAUAUUGUUGAACAUGAAUUUAAAAAUGUCAAGGACUCUACAACAUUUGAGGCUUUGACAAAAGAGGAGAAAGAUUCAUUAAUUGAAAAAAGAAAAAAAAGAUCAAAAGCUGAAACUGCACAUGAUGCGUGGGACAUUCUGCAGAAGUCCUACAAAGGAGAUGAAAGAGUUAAACAAUUACGAGCAAAUAGUGAAAAUAUUAAUAACCAACGCAUAGUUGAAAAAAUUACACGAUCAAUAGAUUCUAAGUUUGAUAAUGUUGUUCCAGCUAUUGAAGAAGGGAAUGACAUGUCUCAAAUGUCCUUAGAAAGAUUAAUGGAUUCGUUGUCAUCACACGAACAACGAAUGAAAUAUCGCAACAAUAAUAUUAAUUAUAAUUCUGAGCAUGCUCUACAAAGUAGAGCACAUGUUACUACUCGAGGUGGAUAUAACAAUGGUCGUGUUCGUGUUCGUGGUCGUUGCCGUGGUCGAGGUCGCGGUAAAGGAAGAGGAGGAACUUAUUUUUCCUCUAAUAAGGGAAAAAAAUGGAAAAGUAACCAUAUGACAGGUCAAAAAGAUAUCUUUAGCUUCUUAGAUAAAUCAGUUCAAGGAGAAUUGUUUAAGAAAGGACAAAAGAUUGUAUUGGAAGAUGGAGUUUGCGAGAUCAAAGGCAAAAAUGAUAAGACUAUUACAAGGGUGAAAAUGACAAAGAAUCGCAUGUCUCCUUUGUCUAUUCAUACUAAAUAUUUGAUGAACUUGCAAGCUAUGAUUAAGGAUAGCAACUCGAUAUGGCAUCUUCGUUUCGAUCAUUAA
Amaranthus tricolor (Joseph's coat) is the source of this 825-nucleotide messenger RNA. RefSeq lists its product as uncharacterized. The coding region runs from base 1 to 825 and encodes 274 amino acids. The record is from RefSeq and is a predicted model, not a curated record. NCBI's taxonomy places the organism in Eukaryota, Viridiplantae, Streptophyta, Magnoliopsida, Caryophyllales, Amaranthaceae. The transcript is spliced from 5 exons.